Rotaria sordida is the source of this 2337-nucleotide messenger RNA. NCBI's taxonomy places the organism in Eukaryota, Metazoa, Rotifera, Eurotatoria, Philodinida, Philodinidae. The record is from the annotation of a GenBank genome assembly.
AUGAAUGAAAUCAGUGAUACUGGUAUAAAAUUAAAUAUUGAUCAUGAUAGAAAUAUAGCAUAUAUUCGAUUUGAUAGAAAUUCAAGUAGAAGUACGUGUUCAUCAAUUGUUCUUAGUAGUUGUAGUAGUGAUGAAGGAAAUCAUGAUAAUCGUUCUACACCACCAUUACAAUGGAAAAGACAAGAAAUUUUGAAUAAUGAUCGUCAUCAUUCUGAACGUCUUCCCCAUGGUAAUGAUAUCCUUAAUAAUUUACAAAUCGAUCAAAAUUCUAUUAUGGCAGCAAAAGAAAAUGUUGCAGCUUCAUUUGACGAUGAACGACAAUCAAUAUCACGAAGACGUUUACCACCUAUACCGGAAGAUAAACUUCAUCGAAGAAAUCCACGUAUAGUUCGACAAGAACUUAACAUGUUCGAUGAUUUUCUACCUGAAACAACUCUAGCUGAUGUACAUCUUAAUGAAAUGCCCGGUCUUCAAAAUACAGAACAAUGGAAACGUAUUGCUGAUCGAACAGUUCAUUCAUCACCACCAUUAUCACGUCAAUAUUAUCAAACAGCUAUAUCAACACUUGAAUUACAAGAUGGACAAAUACCACAAUCAUUAGGUUCAUAUCGUCGACCAGGUCGUAGUGAAAAUGAACAAGAUGUACCAAGUACUGUGACAUCUCCAUGGCUGACAUCACGUCGUCGAAUAAUAUUUAGUUCAUCCGUUGCUGUUGUUAUUGUUGCUAUUAUAGUUACUGUUGUUCUUGCUGUAACAUUAAUUGGAAAAUCUAAUCAAAUAACAUCUAAUUAUUAUGAAGGAAGUAUUUAUGUUCGUGCAAAUUUUGAUCCAUUACUUUUAGAUCCAACAUCAACAUUGGCAAGAAAUUAUAAAAAAGAAUUUUGUACAUUAUGUAUAGCCAAUUUGAUUGCUAUCUACAACUAUCGAGAUAGAGUGUGCAUGCAACAAGUUCGAAGAACACUAGUUGAUAAUAAAACAAAAUAUGCUAGAUCUUAUUCAACUUGUAGUGUAAUUGCUUUCCGUAAUGGAAGUAUUAUUGCAGAUUUUGUUCUUGGAUUUACACGUCGACGCAAUGUAACACGUUUGAAUUUAUUUCUUAAUUAUACAUUAGUUAAUCAAGAAUUAUUUGGUGGAACAAUUUUAUCUAUAACAUUUAAUAGAACUGCAUUUAAUAUAAAUAAUAAUACAAAUACAACUCAAAUAGAUAAUAUUGAUGAUGAUGACGAUGAUGAUGACGAUGACGAUGAUGAUGAUGAUGAUGAUGAUGAUGAUUCAAUUAAAUCAGAAAAAAUUAUAAUGAAUGAACAAAAUUUAAUAAAUGGACAAGAACAAUCAACACAAACAUCAUUUACAACUGUUACAUAUAAAACACUUGAUAAAGGUUUGUCUAUAACUAUAUCCGAAACGAUAACAAUUACUAAUAAUAAUAAUUUUGAUAAAUUACCUAUUAAUAAUAAAAAUUAUGAACUUAUAUUAGUACCAACAACUGAUAAUACUAAAACUGUUAUUGUUCCUAAUAGUAGUACUAAUGAAAAAACUCCUUUACCACCACCACUACCUCCAACAACAACAACAACAACAGAUCUAGUAACCAAAUCUCCAUCUAGUCCUCAUCUUCUUCGACCAAUAAAACCAAUUAGUGAUACAAAUUUUGCUUAUAUUGAUGAUUCAAGUGAUGAUCGUACAAUAAGUUCAGGGAAUGCUACAUCAACUUUAGAAGAUAUAACAACUCGAGAUUCUUCUACAACAUCAGUAUCAACAACAUCACUUGAUAAUGAAACAGUAAUAAAUUCAACAUCAACUCUUGCUAAUAAUCUUGCAAUACCAACACCAGUAACAACAUCAAAUCAACCACUUAAUCAAAUUCGUACAAAACCAACAAAAAUUAAAGAUGAAAAUUCAAAUGAAAAAUAUACAUUUUCUUCACGUUCAAAUCCAAAUAUAAUCAAACGACAACGACGUCUUGUUACACCAAAAAAACAACGUCGUUUAUUACAAUAUGAAUUAAUGCCAACAGGAAAAAUUUAUUAUGUUGAUCGACCAUAUUAUAAUGAAGUAAAAAAAUCAAAAGAUGAUAAUGAUAGUAAUUCAAGUAUUCUACUUAGUACAAUUAUAUCUCGUUCAAGUUCAGUUGAUACAUUAAGUGAUAAACGUUACCGUCAUCAUCAUCAUCAUCAACAACAACAACAACAACAAAAUCGAAAAUAUUAUCCUAAUUUAUCAUUAAAAAAACCUGAACGAAAAUUAUCUAUUGCUCAAAGAUUAGCAUCAAAUAAUAAUUUACCAACAACAACAUCAUCACCAUUUAAACCAAUAUAUUCAAAUAUAAAAAAAAAA